Messenger RNA from Postia placenta MAD-698-R-SB12, 1452 nucleotides. RefSeq lists its product as hypothetical. The transcript has 6 exons. The record is from RefSeq and is a predicted model, not a curated record. Bases 1 to 1452 code for a protein of 483 amino acids. Lineage: Eukaryota; Fungi; Basidiomycota; Agaricomycetes; Polyporales; Adustoporiaceae. Gene Ontology annotation, cellular component: endoplasmic reticulum lumen. Gene Ontology annotation, biological process: endoplasmic reticulum unfolded protein response; retrograde protein transport, ER to cytosol.
AUGCGGCCCUCGCUCACUCUCUUUCUCCUCCCCCUCCUCGCCGCUGCUCGCCUUCACCAUUCUCUCGUCCCCGAGGACCCCUAUGCCUUUCCGAAAUACCGCGUAACGUUCCUCAACGGCCUCCCCGUCCUCAAUGAGACCGCAGAUCGCUGGCUCCGCGACGGCCUCCAGGGCGGCGAGCUCGAGUUCCUCGACCAGCCCUGGAGGGACUCGACGACCCCUGCGCCCCAGCUGAAAAGCAUCGAGGGCAGCCAGCCCCGGGACGCCAACUUCGCAUCCGCGGUCUCUCCAUCACAUGCAUCCGAUUAUGCUCUCGAACAUAUGAAAAUCGGCUCACGCAUGUCAUAUGUCUGUCUCAUCCCCCCGCCGCCAGAGGAUACCGCAACUGCAGACGAGCCGUCCACUGACGUGACACCAGUUGACAGCUGGUCCCUUUUGCAACCUCUCAUGGGAACAUGCCUAUAUCAAGGCUGGUUUACGUACUCGUAUUGUCAUAAUUUGCACGUCCGCCAAUUCCACGAACUGCUACCACAGCAGCCGCUCCGUCCUGGCGAGUACAAACCGGAAGAAGACACGGAGUGGGAAUCAUAUACGCUCGGCAGAGCUCCCCCGAGUCUAGAAGCUGGAGCAGACCUCACUGUCGCAGAGGAAGCUGCGCGUGUCGCGAACCUCGAGCUCGCCCGCGGGGCAGGCUCGCGUUACCUCGUGCAACGCUGGGGCGAUGGCACAUACUGUGACAAGACCGGUAGGAAGCGUGAAAUUGAGGUCCAGUUCCACUGCUCAAUGACCAUGACGGAUACGAUCCUGUUCGUGAAGGAGACUCAAACGUGCCACUACGUGCUCCACAUUGCGACGCCGCGCCUAUGCGGCGUGCCAGGCUUCAAGUCGCGCGUGGACUCGCGCGAGGAGACGUACAUCCGCUGUCGCGAGGUGCUCGGCGUGCAGGAAUACGAGCACGCCGAUCGCUCGCUCCCCGCCGCAGACCAACCGCUGAAGAAGAUCCGGCGCGAAAAGCCGGUCAUCGCACCGCCGCCGAUCGAGGAGUCUGUCGCGGACACCAAGGUCUCGCCAAAGAAGCACGGCGAUCUGCUGCGGCAGGCCUUGGAGCGUUUCAUGUCCCGCAAUGACGUCGGAGAUCUCGCGGACACAGAGAUCGUCGUGGAAGAAUUCGACGAUGGUGGAGAUGGAGAGGUUAUCAUCCAGUUCAUCGCCGCGGAUGUUGAGGUCGAUGGCGAUGAAGAGGGUUCGGAGACCGUCACGUUCGGCGGGGAAUCCUUGGCAGAGGUGCUCCGCACCGCUGGCUACAAUAUUAAAGGCGAGAAGAUCAGGCAGAAAUCCCCUGGAGAGAAGUCCGAUUCGAAAAAAGAGGAGGGUCAGUCGAAGAGGAAGACAGAGAAGGGCCGAGGACGAGAAGCUGGAGAAGCCAAAACUCAGCGGCGAGACGAGCUGUAA